CUUGUGCUUUUGGUAACAAAUCUUGUUUUGAUGCCAUUUUUUCUCUUGCCUUGUUUGUUGCUGUUUUCGUCACAACAUUAGUGAGGGUGGUGCGUGUAGAAGAAUAAUAAAAAAAACUGCACCCGUGCGUGCAAAAGUGACCAAGUUAAGGGAAGUGAACUGCACAGAACCCGCUAAGCAUGGCGUCCAUCGAGCCCUUGCAAAACAAAACGUGGGAUCUGUCGCUGUACGAACUGCACCGUACACCGCAGGAAGCCAUUACGGACAACACGGAGAUUGCGGUGUCACCGCGCAGCCUGCACAGCGAGCUGAUGUGCCCGAUCUGUCUGGAUAUGCUGAAGAAAACGAUGACGACCAAGGAGUGCCUGCAUCGGUUCUGCUCCGACUGCAUCAUUACGGCGCUUCGGUCCGGCAACAAGGAGUGCCCGACCUGUCGCAAGAAGCUCGUCUCGAAGCGUUCCCUGCGGCCGGAUCCAAACUUUGAUCUGCUCAUUUCGAAGAUCUACCCCAGCCGGGAUGAGUACGAAGCGCACCAGGAGCGUGUGCUGGCCAAGUUCAACCAGAGCCAUUCGCAGCAGGCGCUGGUACACUCGAUAAACGAAGGUAUCAAGCUCCAGUCACAGAACCGACCGAACCGGAAGCAAAAGGGAGAAAACGAUGGAUUGGCACCCGCCAAUCCAACCUCAUCGUCCAAUGCAGCUGCGGCCCCAGCAUCGGCGGCUGCCCCAGCAGCGACAGCGAACGGUACCGGCGAGCCGGGCAAAGAUAAUCAGGUUGCGGGAGGUAAUGCCGCCCCGGCUGGAGCAGGUACGGGCAGCACUGGAUCUGCGACAACCGGUAGUGGUGGUGGCGGCAAUGGUGGAGGUGGAGGCGGAAGCGGGGGUUCAACAGCCGGUGGAGAUCAGAUGCGCCAGUCGUCGAAUCCACCAUCGGUGCGGAGCACCCCGUCGCCGGUCCCGUCCAACAUAAGCUCCGCCAGCAAGGCCAAGCGUGCCCGAUCGGUGCUGACCUCGGAGCGGUCGGAAGAGUCGGAAAGCAACAGCGAGAUGGAUAUGCGGACGGAAGAAAACGACUCGAAUCUCGAUACGGAGGGCGAGGGCAACUCCGAGCAUGGUAGCGACGAGAUCGAGCUCGUCUUCAAGCCCCACCCGACGGAAAUGGCCGGUGAUAAUCCGCUGCUGAAAGCGUUGAAGGAAAAUUCGAUCCGAUACAUCAAAACUACAUCGAAUGCCACUAUUGAUCAUCUCAGCAAGUAUCUGGCGAUGCGCCUUACCCUGGACCUCGACCCAGCCCUGCCAGAAACGUACCGGUUACUGAACUUUUGCAUCUACAUCGCACAGCAGCCGAACCAGCUGGUCGUGCUUAGCGGCAAUCAGACGCUGCAGCAAGUGAAUGAAAAGUUUUGGAAGGUAGUCAACAAGCCGCUGGAGAUGUACUACUCCUGGAAGAAAUCCUAGAACAACCGCACAUGAAGGUGGUAGCAGUAAUUACUGCUAUUUGCAGAUGACCAUUCUACGCUAGCUAUUAAUCAGAUCGAACCUUAUUAUUGUGGGAUAGUGUUAAGGUAAUGAGUAAAUAAACAAUGAGUAGUUUGCACAAGUA
Messenger RNA from Anopheles arabiensis, 1602 nucleotides. RefSeq names its product E3 ubiquitin-protein ligase RING1 (gene Sce). Lineage: Eukaryota; Metazoa; Arthropoda; Insecta; Diptera; Culicidae. The transcript has 3 exons. Bases 180 to 1457 code for a protein of 425 amino acids. Gene Ontology annotation, cellular component: PcG protein complex; ubiquitin ligase complex. The record is from RefSeq and is a predicted model, not a curated record. Gene Ontology annotation, molecular function: ubiquitin protein ligase activity; chromatin binding.